Molecule: messenger RNA, 2223 nt
Organism: Copidosoma floridanum
Lineage: Eukaryota; Metazoa; Arthropoda; Insecta; Hymenoptera; Encyrtidae
Gene: Trf2
Product: TATA box binding protein-related factor 2
Biological process (GO): DNA-templated transcription initiation
Molecular function (GO): DNA binding
Source: RefSeq, a predicted model, not a curated record
CUAAGCUAGCUCGGUUGUCCCUGCACAACACAAUUUUCUCUUCUAAGUAUAAGAGAGAACUCAGAAAAGUAUAGUGCCACCAAUUGUCAUAUAUAGGGCUUGUCUGGCUACUGCGAGUACUGCGACGACCAUAUAAUACGCAGGGGCUUUUGUAGCGGAUCAAAGCGUAAUAAAAUUACUUGGGUGAACAAGCCCAUACACGCUGAAUAGAUGCUUUGCAAACUCAUUAACACGGUGGCCCUGAUCAACCCUUGAGCCAUCGUGGUCAUCAAACAAAAGCCGUUUGGUCUUUUACUUGAGCAGACAUCUAUUUUUUUUUCUCUUUCCUUUUUUUUUUUUUUUUUUUUUUUUUAUUUAUUUAUUCAACAACCCGGCCCCUGCGUUGUUUCUCCUUCCUGGACAUUCUGCCCUGAGCCCGCCUGUGGUGGGGUUCAGAUCACGCUGGUCACUGGAUGUGGCCCUUCGGGCCCACGGCCCAAUUAUCAGUGGUGCCCAGUUUAUUUACAUUGUACCUAAUAACUUCUAACGAGGCUGGUCAUUGAUGAUUACGAUCGUACUUCGCUUCAGGUAAGGAGAUUGGUGUUAUGGACACUUUCAUGAAAAACAAUGGAUCAAAUAAAACAAGUCAUGGAAUCUUAUGUCCAAGUGAUAAUGUAGAAAACUACAAUGACAGCAACAUAUUAUCAAAAAAAGGAUCAGAUAUAUUGAAUGUACGCAUUGGAAGCUGCACAGAAGAAACAGAUGAUAAACCAGAACUCGAUAUCAUAAUCAGAAACGUCGUUUGUAAUUUUAGUCUUAGAUGUCACUUGAAUUUACGAGAAAUAGCUUUAAACGGUUCAAACGUUGAGUACAUAAGAGAAAAUGGAUCAGUCAGAAUGCAGUUGAGGAAACCACGUGCUACAGCAUUUAUUUACUCCUCGGGAAAAGUUACAUGCUUUCGCGCUACAAGUGAAGAUGAAGCAAAGAAAGCUGCUCGACGAUGUGCUAGAUCUCUGCAAAAACUUGGUUUCAAUGUACGAUUUAAUAACUAUAAAAUUACAAACGUACUUGGAACUUGCACGAUGCCUUGGGCAGUCAAGAUUAUUCCAUUUUCCGUUCAUCACAAGGACUUUGUCGAGUAUGAACCAGAAAGACAUCCUGGAGUUAUGUACAAAUUAAAAGAUCCUAAAGCGUCUUUAACGAUAUUCUCAACUGGAAGUAUUAAUGUACUUGCUGAUAGUGUAAAUUCAGUACAAGCAGCAGUAGAACAUAUUUAUCCUCUAGUAUACGAAUUUCGAAAAGAAAGAUCAGUAGAUGAACAACUUGCUCUAGAAAAAAGAAAAAAAUUAGUUCCUAGGAUCAAAGAAACUGCCAUUGAUGAAAAUGCAGAUGAUGAAAAUUUUUUAGUUGAAUACGAUGAUGAAUAUGACAAUAGUGAUCCUUGAUUGUCGUAAAAUGUUUCUGAAAAUCAUUCUAAUCCAUCAUUAUUUUUAAAUUUUAAAAUAAAACUUUUCAUUCAAAUGUAACACAUGGUAAUUAAAUAAUGUAGACUUAUUUAAUUAGCAAGCUAAACAUUUUGAUGUGUGGAAUUUUUUUACGAUUUUAUUUAUUGUUAUUGUGAAAUUUAAAAAUAAUGAUUCGGCAAGCAAAGCCACUGGUGGCACUGCCGAGAUGUCUCAUACUUGAACUCAACCCAGUCAUCAAUUUAUAUUGUGCAUUAAAUAAUUACAUGAUAGUACACAUACAUAUUUUUAAUAAACAACUUGAUCUCGUAGAUAUUUUCACACGCGUACAUCUACGAAAUCCCUUACAUACACAAUUUAUCGGAAACUCCAUUGUUUUACUUGAUUGCCGCGGUAUUUAAAACAUCUGAAUGGAGUCAUAGUUUUAUACCUUACAGAAGCUCUGCUACAUAUAAGUAGUAUUUUAAGUACAUCUCCCUAAGACCUGAAAAGCUAACGUUCAAUUGUGAAGAAAGUACAUUUAGAAAUAGUGACACCUUCAAUACGAUUAUACUUUUGUACAGUGGGUGCUACAAACGUCUUAUGUAAAUGUGCACCUUUGAAAUGUCGAUUGAAACAAAACCACUUUUCAGAAACAUUAAACGACAAUAACAUUAAUCUAGUGUUGUUAAAAAUCAUAAUAAAGUUUUUGUGAUACCAUUGAAUUUUUUUUAUUUAACAUAAGUAACACUUUCAUAUAAUUCACUAUUGUACAUGAAUCCGCUAUGAUAUAACGUUUGUA